CUGUCAGAGCUGUCAUUAUUUUGCUUUCACUUUUGAAACGGCAAGAUAGUUUCGCCACUUCACUGAGGGACAGCGACCCCCUACUUUAGUGAAGGCUACUACACACCCACAAAAGUUUCGCUGCGAACCGUAUACUGUAAAUGCACAGUUUACAAUAACAGACCUCACCAGACGACGGAAUGUCAAAUGACCUACGAUUAAGGGAAACCUUUGUGCGGUGCGGAGCGGGGGAGGCGUCAGUAAAUGUGUGACAUCGACACUGGGUAGUUUCAGGAACUGGAGAAAAAGGGUGUGUGUUAUUAGUAAUCAGACAAGCAAAAAGUCCCACAGUCGAACUGCCAGCGAGGGCAGACGAAGAAGCGGACAGAGGGAACAGAUAGACUUCUACGUUACUUCUGUCUAGCUUUGUGUGGUUUACGCGCGUUUGGCAUUUCUAAUAGGCAAAGAUAUACUGAAAGAGAGCUGGAUUAUUCAAACAUCACAUUCCUUUCAGCUGAAACACUUCUGGUCGUGGUACGGAUAUCAAAUUCUUUUUAAGGAGGAUAGUGGAUGCGGAGCCGGCUCUCAGCCUGCGUGGGUAAUGUCUACGAUGGAUGGUAUUUUAUGUCAUAUUUCAUCAGUCUGACUAAUCAAAGGCACGGAGAACCGUUGAGUCACUGGAUUUUCAACGGAAAGGUUAUUUCUCAAGAGCAAGAAAUAUAAACUAUCCAUUUAUUUGAGCAUUACUCGGGAUUUCCAAUAUCCUAUUUGUCAAAACCAUACCCGAUUCGACGUUCACUGUGUUAAAUUUGAUGUACAUAGAACUAUGCUCCAGCUGAUAAUGCCUUUGUGGAAAAUCUCAUGCACCUGAUCCAGUUUAAUCAGAUUAUGAAGAUAUUGCAUCACAGUGUCAAUGACGGGUAAGAUGGAGACCCCUUUUUAUCACGAUGACACGCCAAGACUUCCCAAUUUUGGACAAAUGUCAGAUUAUGAAAGGUACCACAGCCACAAGAUGAUGAGCAAAAAAAACAUGGCAGGCCAUCAUUUCCACGGUGCUAUGGGAGGCACCUCAACUCUAAAACUUCUACAGGAACAGCCUGGAACCAAUGGCAACAUCAAUCCUAAUAACCUAGGAAUCACCAGCAACACAAACAGCUCUUUAAUGCCUCCGACUGACAUGAAUCUCCUGAAGCUGGCAUCCCCUGAUUUAGAGCACCUAAUAAUUCAGUCUAACCAGGGUCUGGUGACGACCAGCCCAGCGCCUAAUUCCACAGGCGGCCCCUUCAUGUACAGGAACCAAGCAACUAACGAACAAGAGGGCUUUGCGGAUGGCUUUGUCAAAGCACUGGCCGAUCUUCAUAAACAGAAUCAGCUUAUGGGGGCACCAAUGUCCCCGUCCUCAUCCAUUCAAGGUCCUUAUCAGAGGAACCUCAUGUCCAGUGGAGAAAUGCCCAUCUACACUAAUCUCAACAGCUACAAUCCCAACCAGAUCACAGUAUCCACAUCUUACACUGGCGGCCAGCUGCCUUACACGGCCUCCAGUCAUGCCGCGAGCCUCAGCGGACAGGGGCAAAGGCCCCACCCCCACGGUCGCGGUCUGGACGCACCCCAGACGGUCCCUGAGGUGCCCCACCCGCCGGGGGACCCCGCCAGCUCCCCUCCCUCCCUCUCGCCCAUUGACCUGGAGACCCAAGAGCGAAUCAAGGCGGAGAGGAAGAAGCUCCGAAAUCGCAUCGCUGCAUCCAAGUGUCGCAAGAGGAAGCUGGAGAGGAUCUCGCGCCUGGAGGAGAAGGUGAAGGUGCUGAAGACCCAGAACUCUGACCUGGCCUCCACCGCCAGCAUUCUGCGAGAGCAGGUGGCACAGCUCAAGCAGAAAGUCAUGAAUCAUGUCACCAACGGUUGCCAGAUAGCAGUGAGCUCAGCCACCAGCAAAAAGUGGGGAGAGCACCAGCUGCUGAACUUGAAUGAAGAGGUGGUUUUGCCAUCACUGGUUGAGUCAGUGCUGUGAAGCAAUUAUCAGAUAAUAAUAAUUAUUAUUAUCGUCAUGGCAGCUGGAGUAUGGAAGAUGAGCGGCGAAGUAAAGCCCUAAUGUCCUGACUUUUACACCCACACAUUUUCCAGCUGAGCUAACUACAAACAUUGGGCAUAAGAUGUGGAAAGUCUGUUUUGGAGAAAUGUACCACAGAAUGGCUUUUCAGUGCGCUCUGGAUGGACAGCUACACAAUUCAGAUAGAUACUGUAAAUGCGGACACGCAAAAGUAACAAUGUGCUCUCUGCGACAAGAAGGGAAAACACUCACUUUGAAAGUGUGACAUAUGACUAGACUUUCUUAGGACCCAGUCGAGGAGGGAAAAGGGAAUCAGUUACAAACUGAUAUGUGGACAGGCAUUUCAUAGCAGCAUAAUGGAAGUAUUUGGGAUGGGGACAAAAAAAAUUAAAAAUAAAUCAGGGCAUUCAUUUGAAAAAAGGGAAUCUGCACUUUGGAGCAUCUGGAAUUAAAUCUCAUUGGAUUCCAAAGGGGGAAAUUAUUACCUUUUAGUCUCAAAACAGUGAUUUAUUUAGUGAACAUGUACCUUUAGGGAAAGCAAGACCGAGAAGGGGGGAUUAUCCUGCUUUACAAGCAUUCCAGUAAAAUAUUUUGUAAUGUUUCAAGUUCAAAGAAACAUUUGAAAUGAGGAUGAGCGAUAUAAUGUGAAUUUGAAGUUCUGUAUAACGUGAAUUUUGUUCUAAGUAGAUCUUACGUGGCACUUCUGGGCCGUGAGUUUAUACUUGUAGUUGUCUCGAGUGAAAAAUAUUUCAAAGGUAAAAACAUUAUCUAGUAAAAAGUGUCCCCACAUCAUUGAACUUGAUCUUUGACUGUGUUGUGAUGUAAUUACAAGUGCAGAUUUACCUGUUUCAGUCGCAUCUUUACAGUAUUUUGGAAUAUAUUGUUUGUUUUGGCUUCUUAAUGUGAGAUGUACAGGUAUAUGUAUGGAAAAAUGACAACCUUUUUAAAAAUACUCAAUUUAAGUGUGUAAAUGUUGUCUGUGUUUAUUAUUUAAUAACAUAGAUAAGUAUAAUCAGAUCCAACACAAAGCUACAUGAUGUAUGAUAUUUUGAUAUUUUGUAAAGCGACCGGUUUUAUUAUAACAGACUACUUUUGAUGGUUGUGUGUAAUCAUUGACCCUGAGCGGAUUUGGAGGAUUCUUCUGCAUUCCAAGGCAAAGAUCUUGCACUGUAUUUUCCAUAAGUGUGCCUAGGAGAUGCGUAUUAACAAACCGUUAAAUGCUGUGUUCUGUGUCUUAACCUUGCGUUUUAACAAUGAACAAAACUGUCAGGCUGUCAUUUUGGAUGGCAUCGACUUUAUUUAACAUGCUGUGUUCAAUUUGCACACUGUCCGGGUAUUUAAACAGUGAAUAAGGCUGCAUGUAAAUGGGGAGGGAAAUGACCGUGGGGCAAAGCUAGACUGACGCAAGACUGCAACAAGGGCUUUUGAUCAAUAGUAUCUUGUUUGUACUGUUUUGUUUUUGAUUUUUUUUGAGCAAUCUAUUUAUGCAAAAAUCCUCUAAUAUUUAUGUUGUGUGUGUAAAAAAAAGUGUAAAAGUUGAAUUCCAGAUGUCUUGUUGACAUAUUUUGAGAAUAAUAUUGCACAUAAAUCAAAACAUUAAAUGAUAUCUGAAAUA
Molecule: messenger RNA, 3641 nt
Organism: Anguilla anguilla (European eel)
Lineage: Eukaryota; Metazoa; Chordata; Actinopteri; Anguilliformes; Anguillidae
Gene: june
Product: JunE proto-oncogene, AP-1 transcription factor subunit
Biological process (GO): regulation of transcription by RNA polymerase II; regulation of cell cycle; regulation of cell population proliferation
Cellular component (GO): transcription regulator complex
Molecular function (GO): transcription factor binding; DNA-binding transcription factor activity, RNA polymerase II-specific; RNA polymerase II cis-regulatory region sequence-specific DNA binding
Source: RefSeq, a predicted model, not a curated record